CUUCCUUUCUUCUUAGGCGCCUUAUUGCAACGGGCACAACGAGGAGCUUGAAAUACCACCCACUCCCGGCAACACCCAGCUCGCCAAAUUCCUCCUACCAUCACCAACGCCAACAGCCACCGCCCACUCUCACCAACAACCACGCCAGCACCGCCAAAAUGAAGUCCUUCACCCUCCUCCUCGCCCUCGUCGCCGCCGUCUCCGCUCAAACAUGCGCUCCCGCAAACUACGAGCUGUGCAAAUCCAACGCCGUCGACUUUGAGAAAUCAACCUGUGGCCCGUUGGCAACUGGCCCCGCUGCCAAUGCGACCCUGAACACUGCUUGUCUUUGCUAUGCGGCUGUUAACAGAGUUAACUGCUACGCCCAAUGCCAAGGCAACCAAACCGUCACCGACGAACUCAACAGCGUAGCUCUCCCCUCCCAAACCGCCCGCUGCACCGCCGCAAACCUCAACCCCGCCGCCCUCCCACAACCCGCCCCCUGGGUCAAACUGCCUCUCACCACUUCCUCCGCCGUCGUUGCCAGCCCUACUUCUACCGCCUCCCAGACGGCUGUUGCGACCUCGUCUGCUUCCGCUGCUUCGAGCACGGCGACCCCGACCGGUACCUCUGCGAAGAACGGUGCGGCGGAGGUCGCGGUAGGUGGCGUGUCGGCUUUCGCCGCUGCCGUCGCCGCUGUAUUUUUCUCCACCUAAAAGCAAUAGGGACGGGGACUAUCCUCACCUUCGAUCCGCAGUCGGCUUUAACGUAUUUUCGCUCGUGCUACACCGGUGUAUCUCGACUUUUUGUCCAUCUCUUAUAGAAAU
This is a messenger RNA of Fimicolochytrium jonesii, 806 nucleotides long. RefSeq lists its product as uncharacterized. NCBI's taxonomy places the organism in Eukaryota, Fungi, Chytridiomycota, Chytridiomycetes, Spizellomycetales, Powellomycetaceae. The coding region runs from base 159 to 695 and encodes 178 amino acids. The record is from RefSeq and is a predicted model, not a curated record. The transcript is spliced from 2 exons.